Canariomyces notabilis is the source of this 1506-nucleotide messenger RNA. RefSeq names its product glycosyltransferase family 57 protein. The transcript has 3 exons. Gene Ontology annotation, cellular component: endoplasmic reticulum membrane. The coding region runs from base 1 to 1506 and encodes 501 amino acids. The record is from RefSeq and is a predicted model, not a curated record. Gene Ontology annotation, molecular function: dolichyl pyrophosphate Glc1Man9GlcNAc2 alpha-1,3-glucosyltransferase activity. Gene Ontology annotation, biological process: protein N-linked glycosylation. NCBI's taxonomy places the organism in Eukaryota, Fungi, Ascomycota, Sordariomycetes, Sordariales, Chaetomiaceae.
AUGGGUGACAUAUACCCCUCGCUCUUGCAAUGCGCGAUAGUGGCCGCUGCAUUCAAAGUCCUCCUUUUCCCGGCCUACAGAUCGACCGACUUCGAAGUCCAUCGCAACUGGCUUGCCAUCACCCAUAGCUUGCCGCUGUGGGAGUGGUACUACGAAAAGACAUCAGAAUGGACUCUCGACUACCCGCCCUUCUUUGCCUACUUCGAAUGGGUUCUGUCGCACGUCGCAAGGCUGGCCGACCCGGCCAUGCUCAAGGUGUACAAUCUCGAGUACGAUAGCUGGCAGACAAUAUACUUUCAGAGGCUUACCGUCAUCAUCAUGGAGCUCCUCUUAGUCUACGCGCUUCAGAUGUUCGUGGACUCGGCGCAAGGGGCAUCCAAACGGGCUGCACAAGCGGCUGCCAUCUCCAUCCUGCUCUCGCCAGGCCUGCUCAUCAUUGACCACAUCCAUUUCCAGUACAAUGGCUGCAUGUACGGCAUACUCAUCGCGUCACUGGUUCUCGCGCGGCAAAAGUCGUCGCUACUGCUGAGCGGCCUCGUGUUUGCCGCGCUGCUGUGCAUGAAGCACAUCUAUUUGUACCUCGCCCCGGCCUACUUCGUCUUUCUCCUCAGGGCCUACUGUCUCUCGCCGAAGUCGAUCUUCCGGAUCCAGUUUCUCAAUUGCUUGAAGCUGGGUGGCGGGAUCGCGGCCAUCUUGGGCACAGCCUUUGGUCCAUUCGCGCUGAAGGGCCAGAUACCGCAAAUAAUGAGCCGCCUCUUUCCCUUUUCGCGCGGGCUCUGUCAUGCCUACUGGGCUCCCAACGUUUGGGCCAUGUACUCCUUUGUGGACCGUGUCUUGAUUCUCGUGGCGCCGAGGAUCGGUCUGCCAGUGAAGGAGGGAGCAUUGCAGAGCGUGACGCGCGGCCUCGUCGGGGACACUGCCUUUGCGGUGCUCCCAGACAUCACGCCGCGUAUGUGCUUUGCCUUGACGCUGGUUUUCCAGGCCAUUCCGCUGCUUAAGCUCUUCUUCCAGCCGACGUGGGACAACUUUAUCGGGACCGUCACGCUUUGUGGAUUCGCCUCGUUCCUGUUUGGCUGGCACGUUCACGAAAAGGCGGUUCUCCUGGUCAUCAUCCCCUUCAGCCUCAUCGCUCUCAAGGACCGGCGACAUCUGAGCGCAUUCCGACCUCUUGCGGUAGCAGGCCACGUGUCGCUGUUCCCCCUGUUGUUUACUCCGGCAGAGUUUCCCAUCAAGACGGUCUACACGGUGUUGUGGCUGAUUUUAUUUCUUAUGGUCUUCGACCGCCUGGCGCCCGCAUCGAGCCGGGCCCGAUUCUUUCUGUUCGAUCGCUUCAGCACGCUCUACAUCACCGUCAGUAUUCCGCUCAUCGUGUACUGCUCGCUGAUGCAUGGAGUUGUAUUUGGAAAGAGCUACGAGUUCCUGCCGUUGAUGUUUACUAGCUCGUACUCGGCAAUAGGGGUAGUCGGCAGCUGGGUGGGUUUCAUGGUCGUUUAUUUCACAUCAUAG